AUGGCUUCCAGGAGCAUAGGUAGUUCGGCGCUUCAUCAAUUCACUAGGUCAUCACGAUCGACAACCAUUACCUCCAAAACCCGUACACUGUUUCCUAAGUCCACAACUUUCUCCACCAGAGUCCCUAGCCCUUCCAACCAUCACCAAGCCUGGAAACGACAUUCAGUUGUCCUCUUCGCUGCGGCUGCCACGGUUGCAUUGAUCUAUAAUACCAGUCCCUUCACUCAGGUUUUGGCAGAAAGCCCCGCUACCGAAUUGCCAGAGAUCAGGAUCGAAAAAUCUAAGAGGAAAAGGGGGGCUUCAAAGGAGGAGAAUAGAGAUCUCAUCAGCUCACAGCAUUUACAAGUCAAAAAGAGCUGGGAAAAUCCUGGUGUUUAUAUUUGGGGGUCCAAUAUCGGGCAGGUUGCAUCACCAGACUCCAAUGAGCCAUACGUAAAGACCCCUCGACGAUUGUCAUAUUUCGACGAUGUGCUACUACGAGACCUCAAGCUCGAUCGGGGCUUUGGUGCCGCUGUCCUUGAAAAUGGAGACCUCGUGCAGUGGGGGAAAGCCUACUCUGAAGACACCACGGAGCCAAUAGUGACUCUAAAGGGUAAAGAUCUCAAAAACAUUGAAAUAUCCCGAGACCGAGUCAUUGGCCUAUCGAACAAUGGGACCGUCUACUCUAUCCCAGUCUCGAAGUCUGAUCAAGAGACGGGCUACAAACCCAGCGAAAUUUCGUGGAUCCCCUUCCUGAGCACUUCUGCCAGCACAAGCUACAGAAAGCUCUCGCCGCAGAACCUAGGAAUCGGCGAGAAGGUCAUGAAAAUUAGUGGUGGUCUUGAACAUGUCUUGCUCCUCACCAAUAAGGGCCGCGUCUAUUCAGCUGCAUCAGGCACAGAGGACUUCCCAAGCAGAGGGCAACUAGGAGUCCCUGGCGUAACCUGGCUUACACGGCCGGAAGGUGCCUACGACAUGUGCCAUGAGCUGACAACAUUGCGGGGCUUUAAAAUACAGCAGGUGGCCGCGGGAGACUUCCAUUCUGUAGUUCUAGACGAAGAAGGCCGAGUCUUCUCCUUUGGCGACAACAGUUCCGGUCAACUCGGGUUCAACUAUAACCCUGAAGCCCCAUAUGUUGACACUCCAUCCCUUCUUCCCAUUAACAGACUAUACCAAGGUACCAACCAGGUGCCCAAAGUUACCAGCAUUUCGGCAGGUGGCACAUCCAGCUUUUUCUCAGUCGAUGCCACCCGUGUGGCUGGACCGUCUGAAAAUCCCGCGGAGAUCCGUACCUUGGGUCGAGUCACAGCAGACGUGUGGGCGACUGGUGGUGGCCUGAGAGGGUCACUGGGGAAUGGAAAGUGGACACAUGUCCAGGAUCAACCUACAAAAGUGCCCACACUCAGCGGUCUCUUCGAGUAUGAUGAGAAGAAUCGAACCGUGAUCCCCAUCCGGAUGGCUCAGAUCUCUGUCGGUUCGACACAUGCGUCGGCCAUCAUGGAGAAUGUGACUUACCUAGAUGCGAGCGAGAGAGGAACAGAGAACGAUACAAAUUGGGGCGCCGAUGUGCUCUGGUGGGGCGGGAAUGAGUUCUACCAGCUUGGGAGUGGUAAGAGGAACAACGUCGCCACGCCCCAAUAUAUCCGCCCGCUGGACAUGGCUGCGGAAAUCGAAGCGGGCCGAAGAGAGGAGCAUCGUUUCCAUGCCACCCCCAAGCAUACUGUAACUCUCAAGGGUAGAAAGGUGAGCAUGGAGCAGCGCAUCGAGUGUGGCAGGAACGUCACAGCUGUUUUCUCCGCCGUCUAA
This is a messenger RNA of Exophiala aquamarina CBS 119918, 1785 nucleotides long. RefSeq lists its product as uncharacterized. The record is from RefSeq and is a predicted model, not a curated record. NCBI's taxonomy places the organism in Eukaryota, Fungi, Ascomycota, Eurotiomycetes, Chaetothyriales, Herpotrichiellaceae. Gene Ontology annotation, cellular component: mitochondrial inner membrane. The transcript has a single exon. Gene Ontology annotation, biological process: mitochondrial respiratory chain complex III assembly. Bases 1 to 1785 code for a protein of 594 amino acids.